AGUCAUCAGCAAGAAGGUGCUAACCUCGAUCUCUCCUUACGGCAAGCACAAGCACAGGAACAGCAAGUGGAGGAACUUCCACACCACCUCCGCGCUUCAUCCGAUGUCCGUGGCUUCUACCAUCGUUACCCGUAUCUAGAUAUCUGUCCAUCCUAUUUUCAUGAGGGUAAUGGCCUUGUCGGAUACACCAGUUUCGCCUACGGGUACCGGGUUCCAAGUACUUGGGUGUAUCCUAGAAGAUUAGCGUUUUUGGAAGGAGUCGGAGCGGUGUGGGCAUGGAAUCGACCGGAGAGGGUUCUGGGCGUGAAAUAUGGAGGAAAGUUUGAAGCGAAGAAUGUCGACACGGAAGAUGCCGGAACGUCAGUACCUGAAGACAGACACGCUCACACUGUAAUAGACGACAGGAGUAAAAAAGACACUAGAGAAGCUGUCGGUUUUGAGACCCAUGGAACAAGACGUCCAAUGAAUUCAGUAUCGACGAAACAAGGGAAAGAUGAAAGCCAAAGUAGGAGUGAGCAAACACAGGCGACAGGUCGUUGGUUACCCAACUUUGCUAACUCUACAGUGGAAAGAAUGCGGAUUGAUCGGCUACCUGAAAGCCCGUUACGCAUAUGUGCCGGACAUCAUCUGUCGCAUAAAACCAUGCUCAGCACAGGCGAUCUUGCACUACCCAAGAGAGUGAAUUGUACCGCGAUACAGGACUUGCCUUUGGUCUUAUCGCCCACAAGGCCAUUGGUUGGACGACGUGAGGAGAUGGAGAAAUUAUUGCCUAGGGAAGUAGAAGAGGCGUCUGGCUCAGGGAGGUCACUAGCGCAAACGUUGAUGGACUACGACUACAGCGUGAUGUUGAGAAAAGUGAACUUUGCUUGGAUUUUUCUUCGUUGUGAAACUUUACGUAAACGGGUUUCGGAGCAGGAAAUUAGAGCAUUGCGACAGCUCUGCUUUUUUCAGCUGGCUGCUCAACCUCAACACGAGGACGAGGAAAGCAAGACCAUUCGAGAUGUGAACAAGAUCGAAAUCAACUGGGCUGGAGCCCUGAUUGUUGAUGGCUCUCUUGCUUCUCACCUCACCAGGAGGAAGCCGGGACCAAAGAACCAGAAUAGUGGAAAAAUAAUGCAUUUGGAGCAGAUGGGGACACCGGACAAGGCGCGGCAGCAGAGUCGUCCUUGGUUUUGGGUCACCAAGAAAAUAGUGGGAGGUGGUGGAAGGGGUAGAAGUACUACAACAAGUAGAACUACACCAACAAGUUCGAGUACAAGAACUACACCACUAGGUACACCACCAGGUCCUCCUCGUUUCCAGUCUAGUAACAUGGAGGAUGGUCUUGGAUCUUCAUUCAACCAUGGUCAUCAUAAAGCCCGUGAUCCUAUCACGUGUGUCCUGGAAUUGGAUCUUCUCACUACAAGUUUGAAGGUAAGACGUUGUCUGAUUUGACUUGUCUCAACAAUUUUCAAUUUUUCCACGAAAGUAAG
Molecule: messenger RNA, 1472 nt
Organism: Amoebophrya sp. A25
Lineage: Eukaryota; Dinophyceae; Syndiniales; Amoebophryaceae
Source: the annotation of a GenBank genome assembly